AUGAAUGGCCCUGGCAUGGAGGAAAUACCGUUUCAGAAAGUCAAAACCCGGCGGAAGAGAAGCCACUGUCCGCCCGGCGUUCCUCUUACCGCCAUCGCUUGCGAGGACGAGUUUGAUUGCAAGGAGCUUGAGUCGCUCUUCCACAACUACAACCUGAAGCUGGAGCAGACCUCGACCCUGAAAGCGCUGGCUGUACUUAUCAUCAUGGCAUUGACCCUGGCAGUGGUGGAGCUGCUCUCCGGUCCUAACCUCACCAUCUCCAAGGGGUCCCAUCCGGUGCACUGCAUUAUAUUCAUCUCGCUGUUCAUUGUGACCAAUGUCAAGUACCUGCAGGUGACCCAGCUACAGCAGAUCGUCAACCUGACCUUGCUGUUCAGUUUCACCUUCUCAUUCCUCAGCUGCCCGUUUCCACACAGCACGGUGGGCAUGGAGCCGCCGACAGCUCCAGAACAGGGCAUGUGGCAGCUCAUGCUGGUGACGUUCGUCGCCUACUCGCUCUUGCCUGUUCGGACACUCUUGGCCAUUAUUUUCGGCGUUAUGGUUGCCAUAUGUCACAUCAUUGUUACUGCCACUUCGGUGACAGUGAAAAGGCAGAAAUUGUGGAGAACGCUGGUGGCCAACACGGUGCUCUUCACCAGUGUCAACCUGUCAGGGAUGUUUGUGCGCAUCCUCACCGAGAGAGCCCAGAGGAAAGCCUUCCUGCAGGCGCGCAACUGCAUCGAGGAGCGCUUACGCAUGGAGGACGAGAAUGAGAAACAGGAGCGUCUCCUGAUGAGCCUGUUGCCCAGGAACGUGGCUAUGGAAAUGAAAGAAGACUUCUUGAAGCCCCCCGAGAGGAUCUUUCACAAGAUCUACAUCCAGCGGCACGACAACGUCAGUAUCCUGUUUGCUGAUAUAGUGGGCUUCACCAGCCUGGCCUCCCAGUGCACGGCGCAGGAGCUUGUCAAGCUGCUGAAUGAACUCUUUGGGAAGUUUGACGAGCUGGCCACGGAGAACCACUGCCGGCGCAUUAAGAUUCUGGGCGACUGCUACUACUGUGUGUCAGGCCUGACCCAGCCCAAGACUGACCACGCCCAUUGCUGUGUGGAGAUGGGCCUGGACAUGAUCGACACCAUCACGUCGGUGGCGGAGGCGACGGAGGUGGACCUGAACAUGCGCGUGGGGCUGCACACUGGCCGGGUGCUCUGCGGCGUCCUGGGGCUGCGCAAGUGGCAGUACGACGUCUGGUCCAACGACGUGACGCUAGCCAAUGUGAUGGAAGCUGGGGGACUGCCUGGGAAGGUCCACAUCACCAAGGCCACGCUGGAGUGCCUCAACGGAGACUACGAGGUGGAACCGGGCAACGGCAAAGAGAGGAACGCCUUCCUGCAGAAACACGACAUCGAGACUUUCUUCAUAGUGCCAUCCCACCGCAGGAAGAUUUUCCCUGGCCUGAUCCUCUCCGACAUCAAGCCUGCCAAAAAGAUGAAGUUCAAGACAGUGUGCUACCUACUGGUGCAGCUGAUGCACUGCAGGAAAAUGUUCAAGGCUGAGAUCCCUUUCUCCAACGUCAUGAACUGCGAAGAUGGAGACAAAAGACGGGUGCUGCGCUCGGCGCCGGAGAAGCUGCGGAACCGGACGUCGGUGUCGGCCAACGUGACGCAGAGCAGCCCGGGCACGCGGGUCAACCGCUACAUCAGCCGGCUGAUCGAGGCGCGCCAGACCGAGUCCAACACCGCAGACCUGCACUUCCUCACGCUCAUGUACAAGAGCUCCGAGAGGGAGCAGAGGUAUCACCAGCUCCAUGAUGAGUACUUCACCAGUGCUGUGGUGCUGUCUCUGCUACUCGCUGCCUUGUUUGGACUCGUUUACCUCCUCAUCAUUCCACAGAGGACAGUGGUUCUAGGGCUGCUUGUGUUCUGCAUCUGUUUCCUGGUGGCUUGUAUCAUGUAUUUGCAUAUCACUAGUGUACAGUGUAUCCCAGGGUGCCUCACCAUCCAGAUCCGAACGGCUCUGUGUGUGUUCAUUGCGUUCUUAAUCUACGCUGUGGCCCAGGCUUGUGUGGUAAGAUGGGCGGGUGUGGGCUACUUCCACACGCGGGGCCUGGAGCCUCUCCUCUCCCUGGUGCUCUUCUCCAGCGCCUUGGCCCUGCACUCCAGACAGCUGGACCUCAAGCUCAGGAUGGACUUCCUCUGGGCCACACAGGCGGAAGAGGAGAGGGAUGGGAUGGAGAAAGUCAAACUGGACAACAAGCGGAUCCUGUUCAACCUGCUGCCGGCCCACGUGGCCCAGCACUUCCUCAUGUCCAACCCCCGGAACAUGGACCUGUACUACCAGUCCUACGCCCAGGUCGGAGUGCUGUUUGCCUCCAUUCCCAAUUUCAAUGACUUCUACAUCGAGCUGGACGGAAACAACAUGGGCGUAGAAUGCCUGCGACUGCUAAAUGAGAUCAUUGCCGACUUUGAUGAGCUGAUGGACAAAGAGAGCUACAAGGACAUAGAGAAGAUUAAAACCAUUGGCAGCACUUACAUGGCAGCAGUGGGACUGGUGCCCACCAUUGGAACCAAGGCCAAAAAGUCUGCGACCACACAUCUAAGCACAGUGGCGGACUAUGCCAUUGAGAUGUUUGAUGUUCUGGAUGAAAUCAACUAUCAGUCCUACAACGACUUUGUCUUGCGAGUUGGCAUCAACGUGGGGCCCGUGGUGGCCGGGGUCAUCGGGGCCAGGAGGCCGCAGUAUGACAUCUGGGGGAACACUGUGAACGUGGCCAGCCGCAUGGACAGCACAGGAGUGCCUGGCAAGAUCCAGGUGACCGAGGACGUCUACCGCAUGCUGAAGGUCAACUACGACCUGGUGUGUCGGGGCAAAAUCAGCGUGAAGGGCAAAGGGGAGAUGCUCACCUACUUCCUGGAGGGCAAGGCCCAGGGCCUGGGCAACCAACCGCGCUCGUCCAGCCUGGAGAGACGGCCGCCCGCCUGCGGCCGCGGCAGCAUCAGGACCAAGGCGGGCAGCAUCUCCUCCGUGACCAGCAGCUUCACCACGCGUGCCAGCAUGAGCACCAUCCAGACCUCGGCGGGCAACAGCAGCGCCACCCCUGUCCUGCACCUGCCCUCCACCUGCGUGCCCUGCCUGGAGGCAGAGGAGGACGAGCAGCAGACGGAGGAGGAGGACGCGGAGGUGUAAAGACAGACAGAGAGCACAUCUGAGAGAGAGAGAGAGAGAGGGAGAGAUAGAGAGAUAGAGUGAGAGAGUGAGAGAGAGAGAGUGUAUGGGGGGGGGGGAUGCGCAGGGGGCCUGCUGCACAACACAGGGCCCAGGAAUCGGUCUGCCAAUCAGGACAAUGUUCAGGCAAGGCCGGGCCAGGCCAAGCUGCAGCCAGGGAGGUCUCAUGGGGCCACCCCCUUUCGCCACCACUCCCAAAAUGGGCACGCCGCUGUCUCCGGUGAGGACCCUCAGAGUGGUGCACUCUCUCCUCCCACGGAGUACCUCUGAACACAGGGGGAGAGAAGGCUCAGGAAAAGGAGACAUCUCCCCUCUGGAGGUGUGGAGCUUCACAGCCGUGUGUCUGUCUUAUCAUUCCAACUCCAUUUAGAGCAGUGUCAGCAUUCCAACGAGGUGCUUUUGUUUUUGUUUUUGUUUUUGUUUCCUUUUUUUUGUAUAAUCACAAGCACACUUGAACUGAAAUACUUACAUUGUAUGGACGUUCAUCCAAACCGAGGCAUGACUAACUAACUUUUCUUAAAAUAUAUAAUGCCAAGAUUACAACUUCUAUUAUGCUGUACAAAAAAAAGUCCUUGGUGUUGUAAAUAUGACAUAUUUCUCUCAUUUUGUAUACUGUGUGUGACUGUGUGGAUGUGUGUUUGUAUGCAUGUGUGUAUAAACUGUAUGUAAUGAAAUUACAUGAUAUUUUUGCAGUGAAAGCACACUCUGGAUGCUUCUGUUACUCAAUUGCCACUUUUAUGAGGUUUUUAUUUUGGUUCUGUAAUGGGGAAUGAGUAGACUUCUUUAGCCAAAGCAGUGGCUUCAUGAUUGUUGCACAAGGGUACCCAUUCUUGAAAGAUUAUGUUAGCAGCAUAAACCUCUGAGACAGUAUUGAUGCUGUAACACCACAUGUGACAAUAUUGAUGUACAUUGAUUGUCACAAUACCAAAAGUAUGACUUUGAUACGAUCCCAUGUCUAUGUUUCUCGAUACCAACACUGAAAUGAUAUCACAUCAGUAAUAGAAGUGAUAAAUUAGGCGGACACAACAGAACAUAGACCUAAAAUUCCUUUUUUUUAAACUGACGUAAAAUAUGACUUAUUAUAACCUUAUUAAAGCACCUUUCUUCAAUAAAAUAGGGUACUAAUAAAAUAGGGUAUCAUAUAACAUGUUCUAUUUCAGGGUACUGCGAUUCCUUUCUGUUGUCAGUGUAUCGUGCGACACUACUACUGAUAAAACAUUAUUUGCUGGUAAUUCAUAUGGGCUAGAACAGGAAGAUUCCUUUGUGCUACUAUGACAUAAGUAUGUCAUUCCACCAUUAAUGCCUUGCAUGCUGCAAUUGGAAAUGUGGUUCUUCAACAUACCUUAGCACAUCAUACCCAAUUCCUGGAUCUCUCAGACCUACAAGAUGACCCUACAAGGCCUCUAUGGAAUAUCCCAAAUGUAGUCUUAAAACAUCUAUGAGCAAUGCAGGUCUGUAUAGGCUCGGAGUUGUAUUCAUUGUAUUUUUUUCUUUUUUUAAUGAAAAGCUGGACACUCACUGACAUUUCAAGAUAAGUCUGAUGAUGGAUUUAAUUGGUGAUGAGAUUUGCAUCUCCUCCUCCAUCAGAUCUAUGGCCUUGAUGAUCAAGCUGAUUACUCCCACUGGUUUUUCAGUUGUUUUGGGGCUUCUGCUUUUCCAUAUAAGGACACUGAAGGAGUGUGAUUACUGCACAGCAACACACAAAGCCAGCACACUUACACACACACCUACCCAUACUUGAGCACACACUCAGAGAGCUCUGCCUGUUGCCAAGGCUUUGAAGUGAAAAUCUGUCUGAUAACAGCUGAAUUGAGAGGGGCUAAAGGGGACAGUAGGAUGGCUGAGAGUUUGUUGACCCACUGAGCACUGACCGCGCCAUCGUUUGGCGGGCUAGUUUACACACACAUACACACACACACCCACACACACCCACACUUGCAACCAUGUGUAAAUAACCCAGGACUUACAUGAGUAGACAGUCAUAACCACAUACACUGUUAGGCUACAAUUGAUUGAAACGAUUGCAAAAGCAUUGGACUGAACACAACAUAUUCACCAACACUCUUAAGUGUCCUGUCAUUGUUAUUUGGCUUUUCCUGUGAUUCCCUAUCAUUGAUAAUAUAUGUGAUUUUGCCUUAUUUUACAAGCUUACAAUGAUUACACUUAUAUUUGCCUUGUAGUUAAUCAAUUUGAUAUGCAGAUCUUAAUUUUGUAAAUAAAGCUCUAUACAA
This is a messenger RNA of Sardina pilchardus (European sardine), 5432 nucleotides long. Its product is annotated as adenylate cyclase type 1-like. Gene Ontology annotation, molecular function: adenylate cyclase activity. Gene Ontology annotation, cellular component: plasma membrane. Gene Ontology annotation, biological process: adenylate cyclase-activating G protein-coupled receptor signaling pathway; intracellular signal transduction; cAMP biosynthetic process. The coding region runs from base 1 to 3162 and encodes 1053 amino acids. The record is from RefSeq and is a predicted model, not a curated record. The transcript has 19 exons. NCBI's taxonomy places the organism in Eukaryota, Metazoa, Chordata, Actinopteri, Clupeiformes, Clupeidae.